CCCGGUCCGCAAGUCAGACUCAGACAGAGAGGCCGAACGAAUCGAGGAGGAGGAGGAGGACCAAAUCCCUCAUUCUCUCCCGGCCAGCCAGCCAGCCUUUCUUCUCCCGCACGACAGCCCUCCCGACGCCGCCGCCGCCGCCGCCGGCGAAAUGGCGUCCCGCAUCGCCUCCCGCCUCCUCCGACGCUCCAGCCCCACAUUAGGCCUCCUGAGGAGCUAUACACAUGUCAGAAACUACAGCAGUCAACUUUCAGGUCUUAUUCCAGUUGGUCCCCAAAGCUCAAAGCUGACAAGAAGGAACAAUUACUUUCCAAAUGCCUCUCCUUACCAACUCUGGAGUAGGUCAUUCGCAUCAGACAAUGGAGACAAGUUUGAAGCUGUUGUACCUUUCAUGGGUGAAUCUGUAACUGAUGGAACUCUUGCUAACUUCUUAAAGAAACCUGGCGAUAGAGUUGAGGCUGAUGAGGCCAUAGCCCAGAUUGAAACUGAUAAGGUCACCAUAGAUGUUUCUAGUCCUGAAGCUGGUGUUAUUGAAAAGUUUAUUGCUAGUGAAGGUGAUACUGUUACUCCAGGCACCAUAGUUGCUAUCGUAUCAAAGUCUGCAGCACCUGCUGAAACACAUGUUGCCCCAUCUGAGGAGGCGCCCCAAAAAGAAUCACCUCCAGUAAAAUCUGAAGAGAAAUCACCAAAAGCAGAAGAGAAACCAACAAAAGUAGAACCUCCCAAGAAGCAGGCACCAAAGUCAACUCCUUCAAAAACCUCCCCUACAGAACCACAGCUCCCUCCAAAAGAGCGAGAGCGACGGGUGCCAAUGCCCAGGCUUAGGAAACGCAUUGCCAACCGUUUGAAGGAUUCCCAGAACACAUUUGCAAUGCUGACCACAUUCAAUGAAGUUGACAUGACCAAUUUGAUGAAGCUGCGGUCUGACUACAAGGAUGAAUUUGUCAAGAAGCAUGGUGUCAAACUGGGUCUGAUGUCUUGCUUUGUCAAGGCUGCUGUUUCUGGACUGCAGAACCAGCCAAUCGUGAAUGCUGUCAUUGACGGCGAUGACAUCAUAUACAGAGACUAUGUCGACGUUAGUGUUGCUGUUGGCACUUCCAAGGGUCUUGUGGUGCCGGUUAUCCGAGAUGCUGAUUCAAUGAACUUUGCUGACAUCGAGAAAGGGAUAAACAACCUUGCAAAGAAGGCUACUGAGGGGGCGCUGUCAAUUGACGAGAUGGCGGGAGGAACAUUCACCAUCUCCAACGGCGGUGUCUAUGGAAGUCUUAUUAGCACGCCUAUCAUCAACCCCCCGCAGUCAGCGAUUCUUGGGAUGCACUCCAUCGUGCAGCGCCCUGUGGUUGUGGACGGCAGCAUCCUCGCCAGGCCCAUGAUGUACCUCGCGCUGACAUACGACCACAGGCUGAUCGACGGCAGAGAAGCCGUCUACUUCCUGCGCCGCAUCAAGGACGUCGUCGAGGACCCCCGGAGGCUGCUCCUUGACAUAUAAGCCCCAUGCGCUGAUCUCCUUCGCUGCCAAGUGCCUUGUGCUUGUCUGGAAAAUAAUACCGUGCAAAUUUUUGACUGAUACAACGAGUUGCGUCCUGGGAAGGAUGAAGAUUUGAGUUGAGUUGAGGAUAUGAUAACGCGUUUGUCCUGUUUCCGUUGAGAGCUUCGGGGUGUAGUUCCCUAAACUAAAAAUUUGCUUUAAUUUUCAAUGCAAGAGCAAUAGAUAUAUGGUGCCCUUUUGGUCAUUAUUUUUCUGCAA
Messenger RNA from Triticum dicoccoides, 1747 nucleotides. RefSeq names its product dihydrolipoyllysine-residue succinyltransferase component of 2-oxoglutarate dehydrogenase complex 1, mitochondrial-like. NCBI's taxonomy places the organism in Eukaryota, Viridiplantae, Streptophyta, Magnoliopsida, Poales, Poaceae. Gene Ontology annotation, biological process: tricarboxylic acid cycle. The transcript has 13 exons. The record is from RefSeq and is a predicted model, not a curated record. Gene Ontology annotation, molecular function: dihydrolipoyllysine-residue succinyltransferase activity. The coding region runs from base 152 to 1489 and encodes 445 amino acids. Gene Ontology annotation, cellular component: mitochondrion; oxoglutarate dehydrogenase complex.